Molecule: messenger RNA, 1813 nt
Organism: Mobula hypostoma (lesser devil ray)
Lineage: Eukaryota; Metazoa; Chordata; Chondrichthyes; Myliobatiformes; Myliobatidae
Gene: paqr8
Product: progestin and adipoQ receptor family member VIII
Exons: 2
Coding region: 744-1805 (353 amino acids)
Biological process (GO): response to steroid hormone
Cellular component (GO): plasma membrane
Molecular function (GO): steroid binding; nuclear steroid receptor activity
Source: RefSeq, a predicted model, not a curated record
AAACAGAUAGAGAGAAGGAGACACAGAGGCAGAGAGAAGAGAGAUAGGAUUGAGACAAAAAUAGAGAGACAGUGAGAGACAGACAGAGAUAGAGAGUAAGAGAAAGAGAGAGAGAUAGAGACAAACAGAGAGGGAGCCAGGCAGAGACACUGAAAGAAAUUCAGUGAGAGACAGAGAGAAGCAAAGAUAGAGACAGAAGCAGAUAGAGAAGAGAGAGAGACAGAGAGAGACUGACACUGGCGUACUGACAGGGAGCCAGUUGCUUUAAGAGAGUCCGAUCGGCUCGGGGAGAGUGGACCCAGGCACCGGCCCUCUCACACUCACACAACCAGCGCUUUGUCACUGUGGGUUUCCAUGGAGAUGCUCGGACAGAGGAGCUGGGAUGCGAAGCCGGGCUAACCCGGCCGGUUACUAAUGAGGAGUUCGCUCGCCUCAGCCCGGCAUCAAAGGCUCUCUCUCUCUCUCCCCGGAGAGAGCCCCGGCGUCUGCCCGCUGCGUACCGCCGUGCGAGGCGCCGGGAAAUUGGCCAAUAUCCUGACUCAUUUCAGUUCCCUGUUGUAAAACUGUGGGUUUGGGAGUUGUCUAAACUUUCCUGACCAAUCCGCUCUUUUGUAAUUCGCACCCAGGAGACGUUUGAAUCCGAAGAAUGGCGUCUCCGCUGUAGCUGGGGCGGACGGAGAGACAGAGCGCCUGAAGAGGGGAGUGCAGACUUGGUCUGACCCGGGGCAUACCAGGUGACCUGGAUGGUGAUGGUGUGUGAAACGAAACUAAGGAAGCCUCUCGGCCGCAUCCUGGAGCGGUUCUGCCCACAGCAGGUGUUGCGGGAGCUCCUGCCCGAGGUGCCAGGCACUCUGCGAGACUCCGACGUCCCUGAGCUCUUCCGUGAGCCCUUCAUCUGCAGUGGCUACCGGCCGGUGGGCCGGGCCUGGAAGUACUAUGCACUGAGCCUCUUCCUGUGCCACAACGAGGCGCUGAACGUGUGGACGCACCUGCUGGCCAUCCUGGUGCUGCUGGCCCGUUUCUGCGCCUUCCUGUGCACGGCUGCGCCCCUGCCCGUCCUCUACGCACUGCCGCUCCACUGCUUCGUGGUGGCCUGUCUAAUCUACCUGUCGUGCAGUGUGCUGGCCCACCUCUUUCAGUCCAAGUCUGAGUUGGCACACUAUUCUUUCUACUUCCUCGACUACGUGGGGGUGGGUGCCUACCAAUACGGCAGUGCGCUGGCACAUUACUACUACUGUGCUGAGCUGGACUGGCUGCGUGUGAUGAGGCCCUUCUUCCUCCCCGCCGCCGCCCUUCUCGGCUGGCUCUCCUGUCUUGGCUGCUGCCUCUCCAAGAUGCAUUUCAAGCGGCCGUACCCCACCCGCCGCAAGUUGUGCCAACUGGUGCCUGCCUGUCUGGCGUACAUGCUUGAUAUCAGCCCUGUGGUUCACCGCCUAGCCGGAUGCUGGGCGGCCGGCUGUGCGGACCCGGCCGCCGUUUACCACGGCCUGCAGAUCGCCCUCUUCCUGGUAGCCUCGGCCUUCUUCUCCUGUCCCGUGCCGGAGAGGUACUUCCCGGGCAGCUGUGACAUUGUAGGGCACGCCCACCAGAUCUUCCACACCUUCCUGGCCCUGUGCACGCUGGCCCAGAUGGAGGCCGUGCUCCUGGACUACUGGGGCCGCCGGGACGUGUUUGCUGUCCGCGGGGACCAUGACUCCAUCUACGCCGCCUGUGGCCUCUUCGCCCUUUUGCUCCUUGGGUGCGGCUGCUCAGUGCUGUACCUGCGCCACGUCCUGCAGCAACGGCUGAGGAAGAGAAGCGAAUGAGGGCCGAU